GACGGGGGGGUGGCUGUCUCCCUGUCUCCCUCAGGAAAACCCUGGUGGAGCUGGGGUGGAAAUCGGGGCUCGGGGUUUCCCCUUCGGUACCAGCUACCCUCGUUAGCGGGGACCCUGUCAGGGGGGGCAUUGAUGCCAUCGCUGCGGGGCUGCGAAAUCCUCCCCACUCAGGGAUUCGGGUGUGCACCGCUGGCCUGCGGACACCCACCUCCGGAUGCUCCUGUGCGCUGAAAUUAACUUAACCCGAUGGAGGCGAGUCCCAUCGUGACGUCCAAGCAGCGAGAGGAGGUGGUGCACGGGGUGCCGACGGAGGUGGUGUGCACGGCCUUCUCCAAUUCGGUCCUCGUGGUGGUCACACAGUACGGCAAGAUGGGGACCAUCGUCUACGUGGACCCCAACACCAUCGGCGACAACGUGGGCAGGCCCUCGCUCACCACGAAGGUGCUGCUGGGCAAGGAUGAGCCACUCGUUCACGUUUGUGCCAAAAACCUGGUGGCAUUUGUGUCGCAGGAAGCUGGGAACAAACCUGUUCUCCUCGCCAUGGCUUUAAAGGACAAGACCAUGGAAGGAAUACAGGCUCUACGAGAAGUGAUCCGGAGUUGCCAAGUAUGGUGAAGUUGUGCCAUCUGGAUUCAAGGAAAUGAUCUUGAGUCCAUGACUCAUCACCACCUAUUUAAAAGGACUAGAAAUGAAAAUGAUGGAAUGUCUUUGUGGUGGUUUUGGACGUACUGAGGAAUUUCAUGAAUUUUUCUCUACUGUGUAGAACAUUUGUGGGUUUUGUUACUGAGACAGGUUUGCAAGUCCGUAUAGACAGUGGUGAGACGAGAGCAAUUGUCUCAACAUACGAGAGAAGUGUUACUUUUAUCCCAUUGGGUGGGUCAUUUAUUUGGGAAAGGGCUCGGCUCUGCACAUGUGUCCUGACGAGCAGCAGAUGCCAAGCUCCAUAGCUGCGCCGUACCGCAAAGGGGGAACACCCAGUGCAGGGAGAAUAAAAGAAACAUUGUCAAAUCCAA
This is a messenger RNA of Corvus hawaiiensis (hawaiian crow), 1013 nucleotides long. It is a transcript of the gene PSMG3, whose product is annotated as proteasome assembly chaperone 3. Gene Ontology annotation, biological process: proteasome assembly. The record is from RefSeq and is a predicted model, not a curated record. NCBI's taxonomy places the organism in Eukaryota, Metazoa, Chordata, Aves, Passeriformes, Corvidae. Bases 247 to 615 code for a protein of 122 amino acids. The transcript is spliced from 3 exons.